UUUUCAGGUAGCAGCUUGGAUUUUUCACUAUCCGCCAUGGAGCUCCUUUACUGCUUCUUAAUAUUGUCGUUUAUUCAAAUGACUGUAGGAAGCAUUGUUAACCUCCGUAAAACUCAUCUUAACAAGAUACUUCAGAAUUAUGACUCGAGUUUGCGUCCACAUAGACUGGGAACUGCAGAUUCUCCUACCCAGAUCAACGUUAAUCUGUUUAUAUCUGAUAUUUUCGAUGUCAAUGAUAAGAGUAUGGAUUUUACAAUUCAGAUGUACUUAAGAGAAAUCUGGGAAGAUCCUCGACUGCGAUAUCCUGAUCCAGAGGGCAUCGUGCAAAGUAUUCCACUCAACCCUAUUUCUAAGAUAUGGACGCCCGACUUGUUCUUCAAUGAAAGAGAAGGAUCAUUUCAUCAUGUUCAGCGGCCCAAUCGUUUUGCAAGAAUAUUCUCGAAUGGAAAAGUGUCCUUUAAUUCCAGACUAAAGUUAAAAAUGUACUGCCCGAUGGAUUUCAAGUACUUUCCAUUUGAUCGCCAAAUUUGUUCUUUUGAACUGGAAAGCUAUGGUUUUGAAACAAAGGACGUUACUCUUAAAUGGAUUGAAGGCAACCCUAUUCAAGUCAAUUCCAGACUUCAUGUAUCUAACUACGUGCUAGAGGACUUUGUUGCAGGAUAUUGUGACAAACCAACAAAGCAUGGUCAUGGGUGUUUGUCAAUUAAACUACUCCUGAAAAGACAGUAUGGAUACUAUCUUACGCAGAUUUUCGUUCCGUUUGUUACAAUAGUGGCUGUCUCGUGGCUUUCUCUGUGGUUAGAUGCACGUGCAGUGAUUCUGCGUUUAUCUUUAAUUGUAAUCCUUCUGUUUAUGAUGAUUAUGAUUAAUUUUGGAAUGCAGCCACUGCUUCCAGCAUCAUCUUACACCAAGGCCAUUGACAUCUGGAUUGCUGUCUGCAUAGCAUUGGUUUUUGCUACUUUUCUCCAGUUUAUAUUGGUCAACCAACUGGCUCGUAGAGAAAGGCGAGCACGAAUAUCUGAAAAUCACCUUACGAAAAAUGGUGUAGCUGCCUCUGGAGAUAUUAAGAAUAUAUUCAAGGUGAAAAACAUUUUGGAGAAAUGUGCAAAUCACUGCAUUCCGUUGUCGAAGAAAAUAGAUUUCUUAAGCCGUGUUUUAUUUCCUGUCGCUUUUGUGAUAUUUAAUUGCAUAUUCUGGUUUACAUACAUAAAAGGAAGGGACAGCAAAUUUAUUAUCAACUGAAGUUAUUUGGGAAUUUUGUGAUGCAUUAUGUUUUCAAUAUCUUAUGCAUUUCGUCAUCUACUGCAUGUAUUGUAUUUAGCACUUAUUAUUAUUAUUAUUAACUUAUUAUAAAUAUGAUAUGAAAAUAUAAUAAAUAUAUUUUUAAUUUUUUAAAAUACAUAUUUUUAUCACAUGUAAUAAUUUUUAUUAUGCUACUGGUAUGUAAAAAUGUUAAAGCUAUUAUUUUCAGCCAUGUUUUUCUUACCGUACGUACUUAAAAUUUUUCAUAUUGUUCCAAUUAUAUGUUUUAUGAUGGCAGCUGUAAAAUACAUAGAUUUAAGUAAUAAUUUAUUAAGUUACUUAAGAAUCGCAUGUACAAAUUAAUUUUAAAACUCUUAUUACGGUUAAAUGUUAUUUAACUGUAAUUAAUAAAAAAUUAUUUCUAUAGAGCUUCUUUGAAUUUUGGCACAUAAGACCAAAUGGCCUAGUGAGAUCCUUUGUAUUUCAUUUAUAUGAAGUCAUUAGAUAAAAAGUAUUUUAAAAUGAAA
This is a messenger RNA of Stegodyphus dumicola, 1769 nucleotides long. RefSeq names its product glutamate-gated chloride channel-like. The record is from RefSeq and is a predicted model, not a curated record. Gene Ontology annotation, molecular function: extracellular ligand-gated monoatomic ion channel activity; transmembrane signaling receptor activity. NCBI's taxonomy places the organism in Eukaryota, Metazoa, Arthropoda, Arachnida, Araneae, Eresidae. Gene Ontology annotation, cellular component: membrane. Gene Ontology annotation, biological process: monoatomic ion transmembrane transport.